AUGUUUUCUCAAAAGAAACCAUACUCGGCGGUCACCGUGACCAUCGAGCGUCUCACAAGCGAGACCUACGAGGAGGAUGAUCUCAGCGGCAUCCCCGACCUGGUCGAGGUCAUCAAGCUGCAGGCGUCCGGCCCCGCCGAGGCCGCGCGCGCCAUCCGCAAGAAGCUCAAGUACGGCAGCGUGCACCGCCAGCUGCGCGCACUCACCCUCCUCGACGGCCUGAUCCAGAACGCGGGGCCGCGCUUCCAGCGCGCCUUCGCCGACGAGCCGCUGCUGGAGCGCCUCCGCGUGUGCGGCACCUCGGACCUGUCCGACCCGGACGUCAAGAAGAAGUGCUCCGAGCUGUUCCGCGGCUGGGCCGCCGAGUACAAGAAUACGCCCGGCCUCGAGCGCAUCGCCAAGCUGUACAAGGAGCUGCCGCGCCGCAAGCAGGUCGUCACUCAGGACCGGUCCCGCGUCCUGCGCGAGACGGAGAACCCGUUCCACGAUGAGGAUGAGGACGAGCCCAAGUCGCCGCCCGCGCAGAGCGCCUCGCCCGCGGGACAGUCGUCUCGGCUGUCGAAUCCUGCGAGCUCGGCGUUUGGUAGUCAAGUUACGGGCCAGAUCAGCUCAUUCAGCCACGUCCAGUCGUCCAAAGACAAGAAGAAGAAGGACAAAGACAAGGACAAGAAGAACAAAAAGGGGCGGGCUUUCAACCUCGAGGCCGAGAAGGACCAAAUGAAGGUCACCAUCGCCGAGUCAUCCAUUGCGGCGACAGAUUUGCUGAACGCGCUGCAAACUAUCAACCGUGAGCAGGAGCGGAUAUCUAAUAACGCCACAGCAGUGGAGCGGUUCGAGGCUUGCAAACAAUUAAGGAGGAAGGUCUUGCGCUAUAUCCAUCACGUGGAAUCAGAGCAGUGGCUUGGCGGUCUUCUGCACGCAAACGAUGAGCUCGUCACGGCGUUGAUGACAUUCGAGCAGCUGGACCGCUCUAUUGACGCGGACAGCGACUCCGAUGACGAGCUCGCGGAGCAGGCUCAUUUGUACCGAUUGAUUGCCGAGAAGGGCAAGGCACCAGGAUCGCCUACGGAGCCAGCCGCGGAGAUGGCCGGCCUGAGCAUCAGCCCGCCACCUCAGCCUCCUCGCCCGGCGGCUCCUCCCCGGCCGUCAGCGAGGUCGAAGCCAUCAUCGGCGUCUCCGCCGCCCAGAGCGCUGCCCCAGCGCGAUGUCUCGGAUGACGAAGACGACAUCGAGGACGAGGAUGAGGACGACCCCUUUGCGGACCGGAAUGCCGUCGUGACCCCUAAGGUGGAGCGCGGCGAGCCAAGAUGGUGA
Messenger RNA from Phaeoacremonium minimum UCRPA7, 1314 nucleotides. RefSeq names its product putative vhs domain-containing protein. Gene Ontology annotation, biological process: endocytosis; actin filament organization; actin cortical patch localization. Gene Ontology annotation, cellular component: actin cortical patch. Gene Ontology annotation, molecular function: phosphatidylinositol binding; ubiquitin binding. The transcript is spliced from 4 exons. NCBI's taxonomy places the organism in Eukaryota, Fungi, Ascomycota, Sordariomycetes, Togniniales, Togniniaceae. The coding region runs from base 1 to 1314 and encodes 437 amino acids. The record is from RefSeq and is a predicted model, not a curated record.